Molecule: messenger RNA, 1539 nt
Organism: Pediculus humanus corporis (human body louse)
Lineage: Eukaryota; Metazoa; Arthropoda; Insecta; Psocodea; Pediculidae
Product: GPI transamidase component PIG-S, putative
Exons: 8
Coding region: 1-1539 (512 amino acids)
Biological process (GO): attachment of GPI anchor to protein
Cellular component (GO): GPI-anchor transamidase complex
Source: RefSeq, a predicted model, not a curated record
AUGUAUUCGGCAAUAUCGUUUUUCGUCGUUCUUAUUUUAAUUGGAGUGCCGCUUUGGUGGAAAACAACAGAAGUUUAUAGAUUUAGUUUACCGUAUUCUCAAAUAGAUGUUUUACACGAACAUAAAUUAACAAUUCAAAUGAAUAUUCACGUUAUGACGAUAGACAAUAGCAGGGGAACAGCAAUAGUUGAGGAUUUAAAAAAAUUUUUUCAAAUCUCUAAAAUAUUCAACAUAACAUUUAAACAACAUACUGUAGAUAAACAAUUACUGGGGUCGUGUAAAACUUUGGCAGAAAUCGAAAAUAAAAUCAAACAUCCUUCAUAUGUUGGAAGUUUACAAUUGAUUGAAAUCCCUGGAUUAAGUAGAUUUGUGCCUUAUAGUAUUGUACUAGGAGAAAAAAGAACUAUUUACUUUGCGUCUAAUGUAGAUGUAGUAAAAUUAUACGACUUCAUAAAUACAAAAGUUUUGAAUGAAGAUGUUCUGGUUGAUACAACUCUAGAAAUCAACUUGCCAGUACAAAGUAAACUAAAUAAAAAUUCCAGGCACAAAAUUUCUUUGUCUGAAAGUUUUGACAUACUUUUUACAAUUUUAAAUCCAGAUCCAGAUCUGUUGGAUGUGACUUUUGAUAUUCAAAAAGCCAUUGAGGACUUUGUUACUCCAUUUAAAUCUGAUUUAAAUGAUAUGUAUGAAUUUCAUAUAAAAUCUCAGUGGCUUUAUUAUGUCGAUCUUCAAGUUCAAACAAAAUUUUUAAAUUUUACCGAUAAAGGUCCUCAUUUUGCUUUGCCUGCAGAUCUUUUACCUCAUGUAAUCACUCCUCUGGAAAAGAAGCUAGCUUCUCACGUGUCGAAAUAUCCAUGUUUGAAUUUUAUUUUAUACAUUCCUCCAUGUGCUACAUCUCCGUUAUUCAUAUAUACAAAAAAUGGUUUUAAAUUAGAAGGAGCAAACGCCUUUAUUUCACCAAAAUGGGGUGGAAUUCAAAUUUACAAUCACAACAGAAAUUUUUGUUCGGACGGUAAAAAAGUUGAGGUUAAUAUAGAUAGCAAUUAUGUUAUGUCAGUGUAUUUAGCGCAAUUUCGUUUACUUUUGGGAAUGCCCGAUAUAGCAGAAGUUCAAGAUACAAAAAAUUUAAAUAAAGUCAGGUUGUGGGAAAAAGAUUCGCUCCUUAGAUUGCGAACAGUUGAGCAAUUGACAUUUACAAAACUUACAUUGCAGUCUUUGUCGAAACUUCUCGGAAAAAUAAAUAACAUCGUGAUUAACGAUCAAGUCGGUCAUGCAAUAUAUUCAGCUUUAGAUAACGUUUACGAAGCAAGUGAAGCUCUCGGCAAAGGGGAUUUAUUAACUGGUUAUAAUUUAUCAAAGAAAGCUUUUCUGGCAUCCGAAAAAGCUUUUACGGAUCCCUCUUUGCUUUCUCUCCUGUACUUUCCCGACGAUCAAAAGUACGCGGUAUACAUACCAUUAUUUUUACCUAUAAUGAUACCAGUAUUAAUUUCUAUCAAACCGAUACUUCAAUGGUUAAAUUUGAAAUUAAAAGAAAAAUAA